AAGGAAGAUCAGCACGCACGCAACUCCAGAGAGAGGGACUGAGAGAGUGUUUGUGUGAGUCGCCUUUUCAUGCCCUUCAAGCAUCCUCGCGAUUGCAGAUCCAGCAGCAGCAUUAGGGUUUCCAUUCCGCUUUACCUGACGCUCAUCGCCCCCCAAGGCCACCCACCAUGAGCGGCAAGGCAGUGCAGGAGGCUGGCAAGGCCGUGCAGAAGGCCAAGGCCAUCGACUGGGAUUAUCUGCAGAGAGUGGUGGUCUCCGACUCCGGUAAGCGCGAGCUCGCUGCGCUUCGUCGCGCCUACGACGACGUCGCUGCCACCAUCAACGACAAGUUCAACAUCAAACCUACGAACAUCAACUGGGAGUUUUACAAGCAGAAGCUGGGUCCUUCAAUCGUGAACAUCUUCCAGGACUCCGUGAGAUCACUGGAGAAGGAGGUGCCGGAGUACAAGGAUGAGUACACCGCAGACUAUCAAGCCAAGCACCAAGCAUUGAUGGCGAAGGCUGCGGAGCAGGAGGAAGACUCGAAGAAGAAAAUCGUUGCUCUGGAGAAGGAGAUCGCGAAGGUGCAAGAAAACAAGGCUGCUCUGAGAACAAUGACAGUGGACGAUUACUUCGCGAAGAAUCCAGGAGCCAAGGAGAAGAUCGAUGAUGAGAUCAGGAACAACCUGUGGGGAUACUAGUUGGAUAAAGUGCGGGCAGCUGCGGUUGGUUUGGUAGGACAAUAAGAUGUGGGAUUAGAGCUUUUGUUUGUUUGAGAGGAGUUGCAACGGUGUAGUCGCCGAGUGCUGAAAUGCUGUUAUAAUGCGGCAAUAUUGAAGUUGCAGAUUCAACUACGAUGGGCUUUCGCGAAAUACGGAUUUCCUCCCGAUAAUUAAUCUUGGAAAAGGAACGACCCCCGAAUAAUUAAUCAAGUUUUUGGGAACCGACUCCAGCUAUCUAGUGCGGUUUGUUGUUGUGAU
Messenger RNA from Physcomitrium patens, 959 nucleotides. RefSeq names its product ATP synthase subunit d, mitochondrial. The record is from RefSeq and is a predicted model, not a curated record. Gene Ontology annotation, molecular function: proton transmembrane transporter activity. Lineage: Eukaryota; Viridiplantae; Streptophyta; Bryopsida; Funariales; Funariaceae. Gene Ontology annotation, biological process: proton motive force-driven ATP synthesis.